AUGGCUAGUUUUCAAGUUCCAAGAUCAAAAUUGUUCCAUUUCAUAGAUAUUAAUGAAUGCGCCGUCAACAAUGGUGGUUGUUCCGGUCGGUGCACCAAUGCCAACGGCUCCCAUACCUGUACUGGUGGCUGCAAGAAAGGGUAUACUCCUAGAGGGAAUAGAUGUACAGAUAUAAAUGAAUGCAGCAAUAAAAAAGGCGGCUGUUCAGAUACGUGUAUUAACCUGCCAGGAUCAUACAAUUGUAGCUGUGGCAAGGGAUAUACGUUAGGCACCGAUGCCAAAACAUGCAAAGACGUAGAUGAAUGCAAGACUAACAACGGCGGCUGCUCACAAAUCUGUAAGAACCGUCCAGGGUCAUUUAAGUGCAGUUGCCGGACUGGCUACUCCCUAGCAUCAGACAAAAAACGGUGUAAUGACAAUGACGAAUGUAGCAAUAAAAAUGGUGGGUGCCAGCACACGUGUCAUAACACCCCUGGGUCCUUCACCUGUGCCUGUAAAAGAGGGUUUGUCCUCUCCUCUGAUGGCAAGACAUGCUCAGACAUAGACGAAUGCAGGUUCCAAAAAGGCAACUGCUCUCAGACAUGUUCCAACACGGUUGGUUCCUUCAGGUGUGGGUGUAGAACUGGGUACGCUCUUGCUGCUGAUAAACGAACAUGCACGGACGUGAAUGAAUGCAGAAACAAAAAUGGCGGCUGCUCCCAUAACUGCAGUAACACCAUGGGCUCCUUUAAAUGUAGCUGCCGAGAAGGGUACUCUCUAUCUGGCGAUAAGAGAAGCUGCAAAGAUGUCAAUGAAUGCAACAAUAGCAAUGGCGGCUGUUCACAUCAAUGUAACAACUUCCCGGGAUCAUAUAACUGUAGUUGUCCUGAUGGAUACAAUUUACUAAAUAACAACAAAAAGACAUGUGAAGAUGUUGACGAGUGCAGCAGUGGUAAUGGUGGCUGUUCUUACAAAUGUAAAAACUAUCCGGGUUCAUAUAACUGUAGCUGUCCUGAUGGAUAUGAGUUAAACAUAGAUAAGAAGACGUGUAAGGAUAUCGACGAAUGCCGUUCCAACAACGGUGGAUGUUCGCACACGUGUCAGAACCAAGCCGGAACAUAUGCUUGCAGUUGCCCAGCCGGAUAUAACUUACUGAAAGAUUUGAAAAACUGUCAAGACAUUGACGAAUGCAGUGUUGAAAAUGGCGGAUGUUCACACACGUGCCACAACUACCAAGGAUCAUAUAACUGUAGUUGUCCCGAUGGAUACAACUUACUAAAAGAUAGGAAAAACUGUCAAGACAUAGACGAAUGCAGGUUCCAAAAAGGCAACUGCUCCCAGACAUGUUCCAACACGGCUGGUUCCUUCAGGUGUGGGUGUAGAACUGGGUACGCUCUUGCUGCUGAUAAACGAACAUGCACAGACGUGAAUGAAUGCAGAAACAAAAAUGGCGGCUGCUCCCAUAACUGCAGUAACACCAUGGGCUCCUUUAAAUGUAGCUGCCGAGAAGGGUACUCUCUAUCUGGCGAUAAGAGAAGCUGCAAAGAUGUCAAUGAAUGCAACAAUAGCAAUGGCGGCUGUUCACAUCAAUGUAACAACUUCCCGGGAUCAUAUAACUGUAGUUGUCCUGAUGGAUACAAUUUACUAAAUAACAACAAAAAGACAUGUGAAAAUGUUGACGAGUGCAGCAGUGGUAAUGGUGGCUGUUCUUACAAAUGUAAAAACUAUCCGGGUUCAUAUAACUGUAGCUGUCCUGAUGGAUAUGAGUUAAACAUAGAUAAGAAGACGUGUAAGGAUAUCAACGAAUGCCGUUCCAACAACGGGGGAUGUUCGCACACGUGUCAGAACCAAGCCGGAACAUAUGCUUGCAGUUGCCCAGCCGGAUAUAACUUACUGAAAGAUUUGAAAAACUGUCAAGACAUCGACGAAUGCAGUGUUGAAAAUGGCGGAUGUUCACACACGUGCCACAACUACCAAGGAUCAUAUAACUGUAGUUGUCACGAUGGAUACAAAUUACUGAAAGAUGGGAAAAACUGUGAAGAUAUCGACGAAUGCAGUUUUAAAAAUGGCGGAUGUUCACACACGUGCCACAACUACCAAGGAUCAUAUAACUGUAGUUGUCCUGAUGGAUACAACUUACUAAAAGACGAGAAAAACUGUCAAGAUAUCAACGAAUGCAGUGUUAAAAAUGGCGGAUGUUCACACACGUGUCAUAACUACCAAGGAUCAUAUAACUGUAGUUGUCCCGAUGGAUACAACUUACUAAAAGAUAGGAAAAACUGUCAAGAUAUCGACGAAUGCAGUGUUGAAAAUGGUGGGUGUUCCCACACGUGCCACAACUACCAAGGAUCAUAUAACUGUGGUUGCCCCGAUGGAUACAACUUACUUAAAGAUGGGAAAAACUGUCAAGAUGUAAAUGAAUGCAACAAGAACAAUGGUGGAUGUUCCCACACGUGUCACAACUACCAAGGAUCAUACAACUGUAGCUGUCCCGACGGAUACACAAUGAGAAAGGACGAAAAGAGUUGUGAAGCUGUACCAACCACAGAAGCACAAAAAACGACCAGCACGGAAACUAUUACCUCAGAGCAUGUCCCCAUUGUUACCCCGGAGGCGACGACUCAAACCAAGAAAACACUGGCACCGGAAACCAAACCAUCCCCCAAAAGCAAUCCAGCUGUGCCUAUUAGUACCACAGAGUAUUUUAUCUCAGAAACGUCCACAGGAGAAAAGACGUCAACGACAUUGAGUGUGCCCUCUCAGACCAACGACAUUCUCGUGACAAAGACGACCUCAGUGAAAAUCACAUCAGCAGCUUCGCCCGUUUACACAUAUACUAGCGAGGCUUUAACUGCAAAAACAACCGCCGUGAAAAGCCAGUCAGUGACUUCGAGGAUGCCUGCAAAGACCAAUGAGGCUUUAAGCACAAAAUCGUCAACCUUAAGUGGCAAGACUACUGUCUCGUCGCAAUACACACAGUCAGUUUUGGCUGUUUCUACGGAAACCGUGGUGGGUUUAACUACACCAUCAGUCGAACGAACAACUUUGCCAAGUGGGCCAGUUACGAAGCUCAAUCCAGUUACGAAACUGAAUGUAGAGACGACAUUGACUCCAGCUCAUAUUACGUCUUCCGCGAAGCAAUUAACCACUGCGGGCGGAUUUCAAUCUACAAAAGCAAUUGAAAGAUUAUCUACAGACAGGACAAAAUACACGACAACCAGUACCAGAAGAGAAACAACCGCUGUCCCCAAAGUGCAAACAUCGAAAGAGUCCACAGAACAGACGACUGAAUUUAUUGAAGUUACGACAACUAGUUUAGGUGCUAAAAAUACGAAAUCUGUAGACAAGACAGACGCACCCAAAGACAGUACCAAAGCUGCAAUGAAUACUAACCCUGUGACAAAACCAUCUGAUCUCCCCUCCAUUUCUGAUAAACGUCAGGCAGAAAGGCAAGCGCAGCAGCAAGAAACAUAUACGUAUGCUGGCGUAGGAGUCGGGGCAGGGGUUAUAAUCAUCGUUAUAACCGCCAUCUCUGCUUUUAUGAUUAAAAGGAGACGUGUAGGAAAAGGUCCCGACCGGCUGUAUUUUGAUGACCUGGACGACAACAUUUCUCAACCAGAGGAGAACUCGGACAAAGCUUUCGAAAACCCCACCUACUGUGAUGUCUUAAAUUUAUCGCAAGAUGGGAUGAUAGACAUCGAUCUGGAUGCUUGAAAGCAUAUAUCCAGAAAAAAGCGGUAAUUUUUUUGGACCAUUGGAUGCUUAUUGUGCCAUUUGGAAUCAAUAUAUUUUAUUCAGUUGAAAUUUUAGAUGGUUUCUGAUACUUAACUACUGUACAAAAUAAGAAGCAGCAUAUACUGCGAGGAUAUGCAUAUAUCGUAUAUGUGGUGGAAACGAUGUAGAACUAAAAAGUAGCUGGCUCGUGGAAGAAUGAUGUAAAGUGCAGCAUGCUGCAACUGGCUCUUGUCUACAGCACGUCCCCGUUAA
Molecule: messenger RNA, 3966 nt
Organism: Lingula anatina
Lineage: Eukaryota; Metazoa; Brachiopoda; Lingulata; Lingulida; Lingulidae
Molecular function (GO): calcium ion binding
Source: RefSeq, a predicted model, not a curated record